Pieris napi is the source of this 6770-nucleotide messenger RNA. RefSeq names its product (E3-independent) E2 ubiquitin-conjugating enzyme. Lineage: Eukaryota; Metazoa; Arthropoda; Insecta; Lepidoptera; Pieridae. The coding region runs from base 97 to 4002 and encodes 1301 amino acids. The transcript is spliced from 25 exons. The record is from RefSeq and is a predicted model, not a curated record.
UUGACGCAUGCGCCACACUUUACAAUCAGCUGUCAGAGAGAAUUUUAAUCACGUAAAAAACAAAAUUAUUUGUGUCUCUAGAUAAUUCCCGUCAACAUGGCGGGCCAAAAUCCAGGAUCUCCAACUGACUUCCAAUAUUUCUACGAAGAUGAAGUUUAUAAAAUAAAUAACCGCGGCCAAGUCGUCUUCGGUCUUGUUCUCGAAAACUAUGAAGCAAAUUCUAGCGACCAAGAGAGUGACAUUGAAACUCCUGUUCAAAAAGGAGAAAUUCGAGUUGUGUGGCACCCUUCAGGAACCGAAAGAGUAGUUUCUGAAAAGUCGGUUGGACUUGCUGACCGGUCAUUGAUGCCAGGAGAUGUAGUCCGUCGUCUUAUAGCUGGCAAAGACACCCAGCGAGGAUACUGCAGAGACAUUGAAAUGACUGCAGCUCUCCAGAUAGUUGGAACCAAACAUGUUAUACCAAAUGUGGCCAGUGAAAGACUGCAACCCUUAGAAGAAUUCACUCCAGAUUUAGCUGUGUGUCUUGAUUCUUGGGUUGGUACUUCAAAGGCUGUACAUAGUAAACUUCGCCUAGUGUCAGCUGAUGGAUCCCGUUUAGAAUAUCCAGACCUUGAUACAUGUCCACUAGAAGACUAUUCCAUGCGACGUCGUCGUGGAACCCCUUACUCAUCAGCGGAGUUUUAUCCAGGGCAGGUGGUCUAUGGUCCAAUAGGGACGCUGGAUAAUGCUAAUUGGCUUAAUAUGACCAAGGAAAUGAAGUCUGCAAGGAAACAUAAAAUGCAUGAUCACAAGUUCACAGUGGAAUCAGUGAUCACAGAAAGCGUGAGCGUCCAUUGGCAAUGCCGAGCCUACAGCAAUAGUACUGAUGACACUGCACAGCCACAACCCAAGUUUCUUGUUGACGAUCAAGACUUAAAGAGACUGAAAUUGCUGAAUGUGUUCGAGCCGUGCACCCUGCAAGUGGGCGAUCGAAACUUCUUAACCAUUAACUCUGAAGAUACGUUCAUAACAAAGAAAUUGUGGCGGAAACAGCAAAGUAAACACUUUAGAAAUCUGCGAAAACAGAGUCGGAUAUCGAAUAAGUCGUCGAAAACCGACGCCUCGCAGGAACACAUGCCGUCUCGGCCAAAGAAGAGGGCCUCUUCACAUCGGAAACACAAGUCUGGCGUGAAUGAAAUGGAGGUCGACACAGCCGAUGACACGCUUGAAAGUCUCGACGAUACAUUAAAAAUUAAUUGUCCCAGUAUUAAAAUUGAACCCAGUGGAGAUGUCAGUCUCCAAAAUGAUGAUAAUGCAGCUGAGGAGAAAAACGAUUCUGGUAUUAGUCCCGAACCUGCAAAAGAAGAUGGCAGCCUGUUAAACGGGGACAGAACUAUGGAACAGCUCAAUGAUGAUGAUUCAGAUAAUUGGGAGAAUACUAGCAGCGAUGGAAGCGAUACAGAUAGUGGUGCCACCUGGUCUUCACGCUGUUCGUCAGUGGCAUCUGGCUCUGGUCGGGGCAAACGUUCGCCUCAGUUGGCCGUGCGUUUGUUGAGGGGGAAACGCCUGAAGAGGGCGCCUCGUCGCGCUCCCCCGGCCCCGCCCCCUCGGGUCAAUGACCGCGUGGUGGUGGAGACCUUGCACACAACCAGCCGCGCUAAUGUUGUUUGGCAGGACGGCACCAUUGAAAUGGGAAUACCGUCAACCCAGCUGUACCCGAUUCACCACCUUGAUGGCCAAGAGUGCUUCCCCGGAGACUUCGUCGUCAAUGGCGCAGCUAACGUCGAAGACAAUCAGAAUAAGCAUAGAGAAUAUGGCGUGGUACAACGCGUGGAUCAUCACGGACGCACUGCAAUCGUUCAUUGGUAUCUCACUUACACCAGCGCCGAUGACCCUGUGCCUCAAAUGUUGUACAAAAGCGAAAUGAGCGUUUACGACCUGAAGGACCACCCUGACUUCCAGUACCGGCCUGGGACAGUUGUCAUCAGAGUGGCCAACUUCACUGGAGAAGAUGCCACUUGCACUGCUGGACAGGUGAUAGACAACUUCCCCUCGGGCCGUGUUAAAGUAUGGUGGGUGGACGGACAUACAAGCAUGUGCUGGCCGCAAGAUCUUUACAAGGUAGGUGAAUACGAUUCAGACGAAGGAGAGCUAUGGGGCUCCGAAGGGUCAGGCUCUGAAGAAGACGAAUCUUGGGAAACGCAGAGUUCUCCGCCCGAUGGUGAGCCGCGUACGCCCGACACGCCAGCUAUCGGGCCUGGCAAUACUAAUGGGGAUCCACUGGAACUCCCAAGCGAUGCAUCCGCCAUGACGCUGGAUGGUUCUCGAGAGUUGGUACCAAAACUGUUAGAGCCACGUGUGGCAGCUCACAUCGAACGCGGAAGAGUGGCCAUGCACAAGCUGGAGCAGAUAUUUGCAGAACAUCCUACGCUGCAGAGUCAGGAGAUAAUGCGAAAACUAUUGAACUUGUACAAGGAGUGCCGCUUCUUGGACCGACUGAUGGGUACGACCUUCUUCCACGAGGAUCAUUUCUUGGGCCUUAUAGAGCGCGUAAAAGAGCGCGGUGCGAAUACGCCCCGAGCGGGCGAACGACGCGUGCACGAGCAGCUCGCUCGUCUUUUCGCAACGGAAUCCCAGACUAGCGCACCUGACACGCCCAACGAAGACAUGUUCAGUGAACACGGCAAGGCGAUUGUGGCCGCUAAUGUCACCGUUGAACCUAUGGAGGUUGACGUCAUUGUAUCAAAGAAACCGUCUCUUCAUUUAAAUCUAGAUUCGAUGCAGGCUUCGAGUUCGGAGACCAGUGUCAAAACCGACUGUAAAUCUCUUAGUAAAAAUCCUUCAAAGAUGAGUGAUCCAGAGGCACCUAAUCGCAACGUCUGCUACAAGCUGUGUUCUCUCAUAUACGCACAACUCGUCAAGGCUCACGCUGAAGUCAGCCGGAGAAGGCCGGCACUGCUGGCCUCAUUCCUUAACAACUUAAUGAUACGGAAUGUUAACGCCGAAGAGAAGUUACCCUACCACUUUUCAGUUCAAUAUGGGGCGUUGGUGAUUUCGAUGACGGAUAAUAUAGAAAAAGAAGCGGAGAAGAAUGACGAGACCAAGGAUUCUUCUACUACGAAGUCUGAUGGUUCAGCACCCGACUCAGCUCCCCUGGCGACAGCCGAAGGUGAUAUAGACACAGAUGCGGUGGGAGACACAGAAUCGCCCCCUGGUGGUGAGGGAUUCUGUGUCCUGGAGUCGGCUCCGACCAACCACAGGUUCAGACUAUCAAUCCUUCAGCCCAGUGAACCACGGAGCUUCUACUCGGCUGUCAAACGAGAGAUCAAACUUCUGAAGAGUGAUCUACCUUCUGGGGUGUGGGUCCGUGGAUAUGAAGACCGUAUCGAUCUGUUAUCGGUUAUGAUAGCAGGCCCAACGCGAACACCCUACGAGGGCGGUUUAUUCGUGUUCGAUGUACAGCUGGGAGGGGAGUACCCUCGGGCACCUCCCUUGUGCCACUAUCAUUCCUAUUGCAGCGACAGGCUAAAUCCUAAUUUGUAUGAAGAUGGCAAGGUAUGCGUGUCCCUGCUUGGAACGUGGUCAGGUCGCGGUGUCGAAGUUUGGGGGAAGGACAGCUCCCUGCUGCAGGUCAUCGUGUCUCUUCAGGGGCUCAUUUUGAAUGCGGAGCCCUACUUUAAUGAGGCUGGCUAUGAGAAACAGAAAGGCACACAGCAAGGUACCGAAAACUCUCGUAUGUACAACGAGAUGGUACUUCUAAAGCUCGUACAGUCUAUGACCAAGAUGGCCGUGAAUCCGCCGGAACCGUUCCGGGAAGAAGUUAUCGAACACCUGCGGUCCACGGCCGCAGAUCUCUGCAAGCGUCUCGAAGGGUUAGUGGCACUUUCGAAUCAGCAGCCCACAGAUGUAACUUCCCCGGAUUACCCCCUCGUUCCGGCCUCCCGGGGUUUCUGCUUAACGCUCAGCUCGUCCUUGGAAUCGUUCCGCAGCGCUCUACGCCGCAGCGAAAUCCUCCAGUUAUAGCCGGAGUGAGUUUGCGAUUUGUUAAAUUUUAUUUUUCGAGGAUUCACAAUAGCAUGCAUAAUUUUAGAAUAGUUAGGAUUUGAAUUUUCAUGCCGCGUUUGGCGUCGGCGAAUGUUGAAGUGGACUUUUGGGAAAUGUAGCGUUUUAACAACUUUGUUAAAAAAUGCACGCUGACAGCGUACGUAUACGUGUACGCUGUACGCAACUACAUUAUAAGAGUUUUGUUGUAAAAAAAUAAGUUAGGUCUCAGUAUGUAUUUUCUUUUUCAAAUAUUUAGGCCCGUAUUCCCAUAGGUAACACAAUAUCCACCGCACUGUCGAAUAUGUCAAAGUGUCACUGUCAAAAUUACUUGACAGUUCUUAAAAGCUGGUUUCAGUUUUCUAGCGGGCCUAAAAGUAUCUAUUUCAACUCGUACACAAGGUGUUCGAAGACGUUCUUGAACGUCUAAUAAUAGGCAAAUACGUACGCGUAUUAAUUUUCUACGUGUAGUCGAGUCGAUUAUACAUAGAUUUUGCCUUUAAAAUGUUUUUUUUUUUUUUUUUUUUAAUAUAAAAGUAAUAUUGGCUAAGCAAAAGUAAUAAUUUACUUUAAAUAUUCGCCGACGCUAUUUGAACCGUAUAGUUAUAGUAUUUAUUGUGAUUCGAUUAGAUCUUAUUGGCGUUUUAGUUAUUUCGAUUUUAAUUUUGAUCUGUCCCCCAUAUUGUUUGCGAUAUGGAUGUUACAGUAUGUUAUUUUACAUUUUAUUUGGGCUACUUUUGAUUCAGAAUGAGGUUUUAAUGUCAUAAGACUGGUUUUGCAUUUUUGUGUUGUCUCAAAAGUUGCUUAAAUUUAAAAUGGGUCGUGGUUUAAAGCUCUUCAAAAAAUAUCCAAUCAUUCUUUCAUACUUUCAGCUUUUUUUUUUUCAUUUAUGUUCAUAAAGUAUAAACAUAUUGUCUAUUGUCUUUAAAUGUCAUAAAAAGUACAGUAAACUCCUCUAUAACGCGUUUUCGUAUUCGAUUUCCGUCCUCCAUAUAACGCGGUAUUUCCCCCUAUAACGCAGAACAUUCUCAAGUUAUAUUUCUGUAGAGAGAAAUUUAAAAUGAUUUUCAAGAUCAUAACAAAUUUUCGUUACAUUGCGCUUGUUUCCAUUGUUUUGUUAAAAAAAUAAACUAAAUAACUUUAUUAAAUUCGUGUUGCUUAUAUAUAUUAAAAACUUUAAUUGGGUACGUGAAUACUACUACGCGAUUUCCAAAUCGCGUUGUAGAAGUAUCCUCGUAUUAUAAGAAUAACGCGGUCCGAGUCCACCCCGUUAUAGAGGGGUUUAUUUACAAUUGCAAAAGAAUUGUCAAACACAUAAUCUAGUUUUUAUUUUUUAAAUUUAAGCCACGACAAAAUUAUUCCGAAUUGUUCGUUUUCAUACGAAAAUCGUAGUUUUAUUGAAUUAUUUAUUUUAUGUAUUUAGAAGCAAGUACUUAUAUCACGCGGUUCAGCCUUCUAAUGAAUUUGUUACGACUGUGAAGUUAGUUUUAGAAUUAGCAAACAGCCGUGUUUAAGUACACUCGACUAGAAUUAGAAAUGUCAUGUAUGCCCCAAAAGCGAGCAAGGGACGUCUAUUUCAAAAUCCAUAUAAAAUAAAUAUACAAUAGAAAAACAUAGGUAAAUUUACCAAGAUCAAUUAUGAAUUUAGUAAAAUUAUAAGCAAUUUAUUUAAGUUUUAAAACUAUGUAUGCCUCUUUUUAUUGCUGUGCCCCUUGCUAGGAUUUGGGGCAGCUAUGUAAAAGUAAAAAUUUCGAUUAGUGACAACUUUUUUAAAUUAAUGAACUCCACUUUAUCGUUCCUCUUGUUACCUAUUUUUAUUAUAAAAGCCCGAUUAGGUAUUUUCUAUUUAUAAGUAAAAAGAGAAAAAUGAAAAUGCGCUGUGCGUGUAAAAAAAUGUAAUAUUAAUGAAAUAUGGGAUUCGUUUUAGUAUCGAGAUUAUAACUUAAUACCCUCAUAACGUGGCCUUUUUUUACUAAGACCUACUGGCCUCAAAGUAGUAGUACUUACUACCUCUCUCACCAUACCAUGUUACCAUGGUUACGAUUUUUCAUAAACAAAUUAUUAGAAGGCCGCAGUAGUUCAACAAGCUUUAAAGUUUAAACGUUUGCGCACAUAUUUGUAUGAAAAAUGUUACUUAGCACGCUUUUCUUCUCAAUAUCAAUAGCGAUUUUAAUGAUUAAUGAUGUCGAAAUAUAAUUACAAUGAAUUGCAGUUCAUAUCUUAAAACUACGAACGAAAACAGUAUUAAAAUCCGUGUAACAUUUUUCAAAGAAAUAUCGUGACUGAAUUCAUACAAAAUGGGAAAUUAUUAAAAGAUUUAUAAUCAUUUUCAAUUUGUCAAAAAAAAUUAAAACGUUGAGUGAAAUCUGCAAUUUUUAGCUAGCAACACUGGUUGCUUUUAACGUCCUACUCAUAAUAUAACAACAUACAUAUUACGCAUGUAACACGUUGUUCUUCAUAAGUUAUUAAACACGCAGCGAUUCUAUAAUCUAGCCAAUGUUCAAGGAAUGCACUUUUGUGGUCAGUGGGUCAAAUGUAUCAAUAUUAAAGUGAUAAGCCAGUGAUCAAAAUUGCCGUUUUGAGGAUAUUUGUUUCGUUUUUUUUAAAGCUUAUAGUGUAUCGGCGGGUGUCCGCGAACCGCUUGCACAAAAGUAAUGUAACUUCAUGCCAAAGUCAAUUGAGCUAUGAACGGCUUCUGUCGCUUGUGUACACGAUAAGUGACAAUUAAUAAAUAAAAUUCUUCAACCUCA